UCUUUUUUAUUUUGAACUUUGGUUUUUAAUUUAAGGAUUGUGAGUAAGGUUGUUGAAUCCAAGACCCCACUUAAGAUUUUCCUAGGUACCAAACAAACUUCGAGAGUUUGGUACUAGAAUCUCAUCUUUAUUUCCCUUAAUCAAUCAUCAACAAAUCUUUAAAUAUCAAGAGUUUCCCUUCAUUAAUUCCUUAAAAGAGAGAAGCACUACACAUAGCUCAUCUUAAUUAGCUUUGCUUCAAUGGCUUCCUGUUGCUAUCCUGAUAUAUUUUCUUGGAUUCAGAAACUUCCUCCACUUUCUCAAUGGAAAGAAAAUUCCAUGUCCACUUGCUUAUGUUCUUCUUCAUCUCAACCAUCUCUCAAUCUUUCUGUGAUCAAGGACCUUCUCUCUCCUACUGUUUCCUUCUCCAUAGUUGCAGACUUCAAUCUCCCCAUCUCUCUUUGGACUUCAAAACCCAUUAAGACCAAUCCCAGAUCCUCCAACUUGCUAGAUGAUGAGACAAUUUCUUGCCUUUUAGUCAACCUUAUUGAAGCUGUUCUUAGUUAUUGUUCAAACAAGUGUAGAUCUUCCAUCAAAGUACCCAAGUUGUUGGAUUCUGUUCCCAACUUUAAGCACAUCUUUAAUCUUGUGUCCUUCACUCUUUCAUUUCUCAUUUGCAUCUAUGAAGCUCCUGCUAAUCUGAGGUCCAUAUGUCUUGCUAAUCUCAAGAGUCAACUUACUAAUCCUCAGCUAAGAGAAGCAUCAGAAUUGCUUAUGAAAACUAUAGGAUCUAAUCUAGAAGAGCAAUGGAUGCGUUCAAUAAAUCUUGCUAUUACCAAUUGGAUUCAAGAGCGUCAAGCUAAUAAUACAACUUUCAAUACUCCUUCACCACUGUUUUCUUACUCACUUUCAACAUUUGAGCUUUGGAAAGUUCAUUUGUAUUGUCCUAUUAUCUCCAUGGAUGUUGAGAGUUCAAAUAAUUCUUCACCUGAUGAAAGACUGCUUUUUUCACUUAAACACCAUCAACUUGAAGGGGUGAUCCAGUUCAAUUACAGAGUCAUCAUUCAAGAGAAAUGGGUUGAUGUGCUUGUGGCCAUAGAUAAUUUAAGGUGUGACAUAGUCCGGCUGGUGAAUGCAACUCUCAUAAAAGAACGAGGAGUCGGAACUGAAGAGAAGCAUUUUCCUUCAAGAAUAUCACUACAUCUAACUCCAAUUCUCCAAACCAACAUGAUAAGUGUUUCGGUCAGCAAAUCAUCAGACAACCCAACAAGAGAGAUUGAACUAGAAAAGAGCCUGGAAACUUCAUUUGAUCCUCCUAGUUCUUUGUUGGGGCUAAAGCUAUCAGUUGGAGAGACAGUAUCUACAAGCUUGAAACCAUGGAAAUUUGAGGAAUCAGUUCAUGGGUAUAGUGCAAUAUUGAAUUGGUUUCUUCAUGAUACUAUGGAUGGAAGGGAGGUGUCCUCUUCAAAACCUUCAAAGUUGGCUUUGAUAAACCCUAGAGCUUGGUUUAAAGAUAGAUAUUCAAGUGCUCAUAGACCUUUCAACAGGCAAGGAGGAGUUGUGUUUGCAAAGGAUGAGUAUGGAAAUGGGAUAAGGUGGAAAGUUGACAAAAGUGCUAUAGGGGAAACAAUGGAGUGGGAGAUUAAAGGGUGGAUUUGGUUAACUUAUUGGCCUAAUAAAUAUAGAACAUUUCAUAGUGAAACUAGGAGGUUGGAAUUUAGAGAAAAUCUUCAUCUUCCUAUAGCUUAAUUAGGUAUUUGAUUUAAGUUUCCCACAUUAUCAUUAUUAAAGAUAAUUACAACUUGAUGUUCUCCAAUUUCUAUUCUAGAAUAAGGAUUGCCAUUUUAUGAUUGCUAAUGAAUGCUUUAUUAAAUAUUGAAAUUCAAUUAUUAUGUUUAAAUAAUUUAUUUUAA
Manihot esculenta (cassava) is the source of this 1892-nucleotide messenger RNA. RefSeq lists its product as uncharacterized. Bases 241 to 1728 code for a protein of 495 amino acids. The transcript is spliced from 2 exons. The record is from RefSeq and is a predicted model, not a curated record. Lineage: Eukaryota; Viridiplantae; Streptophyta; Magnoliopsida; Malpighiales; Euphorbiaceae.